UGUCCUAUGUCUCACUACUGUUAAGUUACCUUAGCAUGGUUGGCUAAUAAAUACACGCCCGUCCGCUCAUUCAGACAUGUACCCCAAAAUGUCACUUCCUCCUAGACGCAAAUAAGAGUGUGCAAAUGGCUUUUGCAGAUUAAAGAAAUUUACUUAUGACAAGUCUUUUGCCCAAUUAAAGUUGCACUGAGUUGGCUCUAUUUAUAACCUCUUCUGUUCAAUCCUUAACUUCAUACUUCCGGCUCUUGUAAUGUUGUGAGAAAAAUAUCUGCAUCUAUAUACUAUAAUGGCCAACAACAAUGUCUUUUCUUGGACUGAUCCUGACCCUGAACCGGAUGAUAUUUCUGUUUUUCUUCGUCAUAUUCUCCUUCCAUCAUCUUCCUCUUCAUCCAAUUUUAUGGCCAUCAAGGGUAAUGAAAUGCAAUAUUCCUCGUCGUUGCCUCAACUCAUGCCUAAAAACGAUCAACAUGGCCUGGGAGUAUCGAAUGGUGAUUUGUCUUCCAUGCUGAAUUCAUCGACUGCUGGAAUUUUCUCGUCGUCUUAUAGGGGUUAUAAUAUGCCUGCCAGUGCAACUAAUGUUUCUUCUUCAUCUGCUGGGACCAUGGAUAACGAUGCAGAUGAGUAUGAAUGUGAAAGUGAGGAUGGCACAGAGGACUUGGAAGGGGAAGUUUUAGCCCAACCGCCACCAUCUCGUAGCACUUCCAAGAGAAGCAGAGCAGCUGAAGUGCACAAUAUGUCUGAAAAGAGGAGAAGAAGCAGGAUUAAUGAGAAGAUGAAAGCAUUACAAAAACUUAUUCCAAAUUCAAACAAGACCGACAAGGCUUCAAUGCUUGAUGAAGCCAUAGAGUACCUCAAGCAGCUUCAGCUCCAAGUACAGAUGUUGACAAUGAGAAAUGGGUUAAAUAUGUAUCCUCUGGGCCUAGCUCGAGUGCUAGAACAAAAUCAACUCUGCCAGCAAAAAAUGGGUUUGUGCGAGGGGAAUGGAUUCACAAAUGCUAAAGUGGCUGGGAUUCUCCACGUAAACCAAGACACCUCAUUAAAUGCCAUUUUCGGUCCAGCUGAAAACUGUACACAAACUAAGCUAACUCCAGCGGCAACUAUGUCAUAUGUAGACCAUUCAGACAAUGCUUUUGAGCCAGAGUCAUCGAUGAAUGUUCACCUUGAUCCCUUUCAGCUCUCAAGGUCUACCAGCAAGGAAAUUUGGAGGGGGGAUUGCUUACCUCCAUAUGGAAUGAAUGAGCGAACGUCGAAAACUGCAUCAGCUGGAGCAUAUGUUUCAUCUUCAGUUCCCUUUGAUACCGAUGCAUCUAACCAGAAGAGAAACACUCUAGAAGCCUGCUUGCUUCAAUAUCAGAUUGGUAGUGUGAAUGAAACCAGUAUGGAUCACAACCAACUUAUUGCCCCACAAUUGUAUAGUCAUAUCGGAAGAAGUACAACUGUUGACAUUAUCAAAAGCGAAUGCAGCAACUCCUGAGAUUCUGGCCUGCAUCAUUCUGCUGGAUUUUGUCGAAGUAAUGACAUGCUUCUUACUGCUUAUGAUAUGUUUAUGUGGCUAAGUAAUGGGCUUAAAAGCCAUUGUAUUGAAUGAAUCACUUUCUGCAUUGCCUGUAAGAUCGUUAUGCAGAGAAGUUGGAAUGUAAAUGUAAAGAUUGGACUAUUCUCUAUCUUGUCAACUAAGAAUAGUAAAUGGUUGCUUUAGUAAUGGAUUCUGGAUUUGAAGUUUAUGGCUUCCUAAAGAGAUCUCAAAUUAAUAC
Messenger RNA from Capsicum annuum, 1754 nucleotides. RefSeq names its product transcription factor SPATULA. Gene Ontology annotation, cellular component: nucleus. The transcript is spliced from 8 exons. The record is from RefSeq and is a predicted model, not a curated record. Gene Ontology annotation, molecular function: protein dimerization activity. The coding region runs from base 287 to 1474 and encodes 395 amino acids. NCBI's taxonomy places the organism in Eukaryota, Viridiplantae, Streptophyta, Magnoliopsida, Solanales, Solanaceae.